Molecule: messenger RNA, 4425 nt
Organism: Danio rerio (zebrafish)
Lineage: Eukaryota; Metazoa; Chordata; Actinopteri; Cypriniformes; Danionidae
Source: RefSeq, a predicted model, not a curated record
GUUCACUAUUUAGUGCCAUCUAAAAUUAUAGUAUAUUUGUACAGUAUAUUUUCUUGCAUAGCAGGUUUAUUGAAUGCAAAAAAAAUGUUUUGUCAAUCUUUCUAUAAAUAUGAAAAUUGUGAUUUAUUUAAAUUUUUACUUCAUCAAAAUUUCUCAGCAACCACAACACACUCUUCAACUGUUUCUCCAACAACAACUUUUUCAACACCGCCUGCCAGUACAAAUGAGACUCAAGCAACACCUACAACACCCUCUACCAGUGCAAACACUUCUGAGUCUCAAACAACACCACAUACAACACCACCCUCCAGUACAAGCUCUUCUACAACUGAAACUCACACAACAGCAUCUACAACUCCCUCUACCAGUGCAAACACUUCUGAGUCCCAAACAACACUUCAUACAACAGCCACUGCCACAGCACACUCUUCUUCAACUGAGCCAACAACAUUAACUACUUCAGCACCGCCUGCCAGUACAAGCUCUUCUACAACUGAGACUACAACAACAUCUACAACACCCUCUACCAGUACAAGCACUACAACUGAGUCUCAAACAACAACACAUAUGACAGCCAUUUCCACGACCCACUUUUCUUCAACUGAGUCUACAACAUCAACAGCUCCUACAUCUCCUGUCUUUACAAGCUCUUCUACAACUGAGACUCAAACAACAACACCUACAACAGGCACUGCCACCACACACUCUUCUUCAACUUCAACCCAGUCUCAAACAUCAACUUCAACACUGCCUACCAGUACAAGCUCUUCAACAACUGAAACUACAACACCUUUAGCCUCUGUAACGACACACUCUUCUUCAACUCAAACAUCGACUUUUCCAAUAACGUCUGCCAGUACAAGCUCUUCUACAAAUGAGACUCACACAACACCUACAACACUCUCUACCAGUGCAAGCACUCCAAUAACAUCCCAUACAACAGCCACUGACUCUUCUUCAACUGGAUCUCAAACAUCCACUCCUUCAACCACUGUCACGACACAUACUUCUUCAACUGAGUCUCCAACUUCAACUUCUUCAACAUCUCAUACCAGUACAGGCUCGUCAACUACUUCUCAAACAACAGCCUAUUCAAGCACUGACACGACAGACUACACUUCAACUGACUCUCAAACAUCAACUCCAACAUCAACAUCCCAUACCAUUACAAGUUCUCAUACAACUCAAUCAACAGGACCUACAUCCACUGAAACAACAGACUCUUCAACCCAAACAUCAGGCUCAACCCAAACAUCAGGUUCAACCCAAACAUCAGGCUCAACUCAAACAUCAGGCUCAACCCAAACAUCAAGCUCAACCCAAACAUCAGGCUCAACUCAAACAUCAGGCUCAACCCAAACAUCAAGCUCAACCCAAACAUCAAGCUCAACCCAAACAUCAGGCUCAACCCAAACAUCAGGCUCAAUUCAAACAUCAGGUUCAGCUCAAACAUCAGGCUCAACUCAAACAUCAGGUUCAACUCAAACAUCAGGCUCAACUCAAACAUCAGGCUCAACUCAAACAUCAGGCUCAACUCAAACAUCAGGUUCAACUCAAACAUCAGUGUCUUCGACAGCCACUGCCACAACAUACACUCCUCCAAUGCCAUCAUCUGCUUCUUCAACCACUUUCACAACACACACUCCUUCAACUGUGUCUACAACAUCAGCUUCUACAACAGCCACUUCCACAACACACACUCCUACAACUGUGUCUACAACAUCAGCUUCUACAACCGCUGCCACUACAGACUCUAAUCAAACAUCUCCAACAACAACACCAAAGCCAGAUCUGAACUGGAAGUUUACAGUCUCUGAUAUCACUACAUCAUCUGUAAACUUGACAUGGCAAGCGAUAGAUAAAGAUACAGCUUACUAUAAACUUAACUGGACUGAUGGUGGAACACAGCGAAAUGGGACAAAUACAACUGCCCUUUUCUAUUGGGUCACUAAUCUGGCUGCUGGAGUCAAUUACACAUUUUGCAUCACUGCCGUAAAUCAACUCUCAGUAGAAAGUGAUCCUGUCUGCAUCUCAAGUUUUACAAAGCCAAAUGUGGUGAGCAAUCUCACGGCGUCUAAAGUCACCACAUCAUCUGUGACUCUGCAUUGGAACGCACCAAGUGGACCAAUAGAUUAUUAUUUAGUUGAGUGGAGUGUACAGAGAAGCACAGACAGAAGAACUAAUGAGACUUUCUAUGUAAUCACUGAUCUCAUGCCUGCAACCAAAUAUGAAAUUCAUGUCAGUGCUGUUACUGGAGGCAUAAAAAGCGAACUUGUCUUCUUGACUGUACUUACCGAUGUAGAAGCAGGGCCCACCAGCACUAACAACACUGGGAUGAUUGUUGGCAUAGUUCUGACCCUGAUCUGUCUCAUCGCCGCCAUCAUUUUAUUUGUCUUUUUCUAUUCAAGAAGACAAUCCAAAAAACAAUAUCCCGACAUCCCUGUUCACAUGAUUCGUGAUCAAACCAAGAAUGCUUUGAAAGUAGAAGAUUAUGAAGAGUAUUUUAAACGGAACAGUGCUGAUUCCAACUGUGGAUUUGCUGAGGAGUAUGAGGAGUUAAAAUCUGUUGGAACACAACAGUCAAAGGCUGCUGCCCUGGCUAUUGAAAACAAGGCAAAGAACCGCUACUCCAAUGUUUUACCUUAUGAUGCUUCAAGAGUUAAACUAUCAAUGUGCGGCAGCCCCUUUGAUGACUACAUUAAUGCCAACCAUGUCCCUGGCUACAAUUCAAGAAAAGAGUUCAUAGCUGCUCAGGGUCCAUUGCCCGUCACGCUGAAUGAAUUCUGGAGAAUGAUCUGGGAGAAGAAUGUCUACACUAUAGUGAUGCUGACCAAAUGCAACGAGAUGGGACGGGUUAAAUGUGAAAAGUACUGGCCAUCUGCGACUAGUCAUUAUAAUAACAUCUCUGUGACAACCACCUCAGAGAUAGAACUGGAUGACUGGACCAUUAGAGACUUCAGAAUUAAAAAUGUGAAAACAGCAGAAACUCGCUAUGUACGCCAGUUCCACUUCACAGCGUGGCCAGAUCAUGGAGUUCCGGAAACCACUGAGAUUCUUAUCGAUUUUAGACACCUGGUGAGAGAACAUAUGGACCAGUACUCACGCCACUCUCCGACUGUGGUGCAUUGCAGUGCUGGUGUGGGAAGAACAGGGACCUUCAUUGCCAUUGACCACCUGAGCUUCCAGAUUGAAAGAGACAGCAUGGUGGACAUCUACGGAAUUGUUCAUGAUAUGCGCAUGCACAGGGCUCUCAUGGUGCAGACUGAGGACCAGUAUGUUUACCUCCACCAGUGUGCGUAUGACCUCAUUCGAUCAAGAACUGGGACUAACGUGGAUUUAAUUUACCAGAACGCAGCAGCACUCCAAGUCUAUCAGAAUGUUAAAUUAACAAAGUCCUAAAUAGACAUCCACAAGAUAUCCUUCAUCAAAUGAUCAAAAUUGUGAAAUGAAUGUUUUAUUGCACAAUACUCAAUACAUUUGAGUAAAAUUUUAAUUAUAAUAUUUUUUAAAUGCUACACUGGAAUAAUGCAGCCAUUUUAUUUGUUAACAAUUUUGAAAUAUACACUGAAUAAUGUGUAAUAUAUAUUUUUUUUAACUCAGUCAAGAUAUUUAUUUUUUUUACCGUGACAUGUCCUAAUGGAAUAUUUGUCACAAUUUAUUAGACAUGUUAUAUAUACUGCAAUAUCAAAUGACUGUACAUUUUAGUUCUGCCAUGAUUUUAUUUGCUGGGUUGCAUUAAUUAGUCCAUGUUUAAUAAAAUGUUUAUGUUUUGACAUAUUUUAAGAAGAAUUUGCAAUAUAUUAUUUAAUCUUUUAGCCUAGAAACAUUUUUUCUUUCACUUGAAAGCAUUCCCAACAUGUCAAUGCACAAUCUAAUGAACAAUAACUACAAAUAAAGAAUGUAUGACUUAUUUGGUACAUUAAAUUAUUAGUUCAUUAGAUGUAGUUAAUUUGUUUAUCAUUUGCUGUGUUCUGCAAAGCUGCUUUAGAUGAACUGGGCAUUUGCUUGAGAUGUGUAAUUUUAUUUAAAUUGCAUUUUAUUACUAAUACUUAUUUACUUGAUAAUACUUAGUAUAACAAUCCUGCUAACUGCACGUUUAGUUAACAGCAAUCACACCUGCAACUGUACCACUGUUAUGUUUUUUUGAUUGCGCUAAUUUUAAUGUUAAUGCAUUUCUAUGAUCAACACUUGCAAUAGAAUAUCAAAUUUUAUUUGAACAAUAUUGCACUAGAAUAUAUUUGCUUUUACACUUGCCGCUUAAAAUGAUAUUUAUUUAGGAUCUGUUUCUUGCAUUUGCCUCUAUAUUUGUGUGUAUGUAUGUAUGUUAUUUAUAAAGCUAAUUGCAUAUCUGUUGAAUUAUACACUCUUUGGGAAGUCUCUAAUACAUGCUGGAAAUGAUAUCAAAUAAAGUAAUAAUCACAUCAA